AUGGCACCAGCACCAGCACCAGCAAAGCCCACCCUCAUCCCCAUCAACCUCCACAACCCCCCAGAACACGCCGAACUCCAAGCCCAACGCCGCCUCUGCGGCUGGGACUACACCGACGCCGCCCUGCUCGCCUGGCGCCAGAAGCAGGACGCCGGGCUGAAAUCCUUCUUCUGGAUCACCAUCCCCGCAGCGCUGGCCGAUACGAGCCCCCAGGCUGGUAGCACAGACCCAGAGACCGGCGCGAUCCGCGCAGGCCAUAUCUCGCUCGAUGCGUACGCCGAUCCGCCAGACCCUGAACUCGCGCGCGCCGAUCGCUCCAUCCUCACCAUCCAGACGUUCUUUGUGCGCCCGGAGUAUCGCUCCCUCGGUCUGGGCCGCGCGGCGAUGGAUCUGGUGGAGACGAUGGCCGGGCAGGAGCCCUACGGCAGUCCGCGGUGCCAGUACGUCGCCGUGACCAGCAUGAGCAAGCGCUACUACUACGAUGAGACCGCAGGCCCCGACGGCACGGGGCUGUGGGCGCUGCUGGGGCGCGAGGUCCCGCGCGUGUGCGCCGUGGAUUGGUAUGAACGCCGGGGGUAUGUGCGGUGGAAGUCGGAGAAGCGGUGGACCGAUGUCAGCCCUGAGGGCAAGGAGGUUAUCCUUGUGGCGGACUUUUUGAGGAAGCCAGUCCGAGCUGCAAGUGAAAGUAGCAGACAGUGGUGGUGGCUGUUGCCGCUGUCUGGGGCCAUACUGGGGAUGGUCUGGUGGAGGAAGAUCAACAUGACUGCGAGAGUAUAG
Molecule: messenger RNA, 777 nt
Organism: Aspergillus terreus NIH2624
Lineage: Eukaryota; Fungi; Ascomycota; Eurotiomycetes; Eurotiales; Aspergillaceae
Product: GNAT family N-acetyltransferase
Exons: 1
Coding region: 1-777 (258 amino acids)
Molecular function (GO): acyltransferase activity, transferring groups other than amino-acyl groups
Source: RefSeq, a predicted model, not a curated record